Mesorhabditis belari is the source of this 1296-nucleotide messenger RNA. The record is from the annotation of a GenBank genome assembly. Lineage: Eukaryota; Metazoa; Nematoda; Chromadorea; Rhabditida; Rhabditidae.
AUGGCUUGUCCGUAUGGCUAUGGUGCCGCCGAGCCCACCACCACCUCAGUGAUCGAUGAGAGUAAAGUGCAGUUCGAGACGAGCGCUCACGAGGAAGAUCACGCAAAUGGACAGGAGGGUGUCAAUAAAGUUGAGCUCAAAAUGGGCGAAACAUACGGUGACUAUUUACAGCUUGGUAAACUUUUAUCUUGUCAACGAUUGCAAUCGACAGAGGGUGGUCACACAGUAAACGAUGAGCAUUUAUUCAUCGUUAUACAUCAGGCAUACGAACUUUGGUUUAAGCAGAUCAUCUUCGAUAUCGAUAUCGUGAGAGGAUUGCUGAACAAUUGUGUUGUUGAUGAAACAAAAACAUUGCGCAUUGUGUCGGGUUUGGAAAGAACGGUCAGAAUUUUGAAGCUAUUGGCUGAUCAGAUGCAUAUUCUUGAGACGAUGAGCCCGCUUGAUUUUGUUGAAUUCAGAAAAUUUCUGACUCCAGCUUCCGGUUUUCAAUCUUUGCAGUUUCGUCUUCUGGAAAAUAAACUAGGAGUGUUGCCCGAGCGUCGAAUUCGUUACAAUGCUCAACAUUAUAAGAAAGUUUUUGAGCACUCAGCGGAAUUGGAUGCUUUGGAAAAGAGUGAAACCGAGCCGUCACUACUCAGAUUGAUGGAGAGUUGGUUAGAACGAACUCCGGGUUUAAAAGGUCCCAAUGGAAAAGAGGAAGAGGGCUUCUGGUCUCAAUACGAGCAAGCUGUCAAUCGAUAUCUUGAUGAUCUCAAAAAGGAUGCUGAGAAUCCCGAGCAUCCAGAUCCGGUUCGUGAUCAAUUGAUCGCUGAGUACCACAAAACAUCGGACUCAUUCCGCUCGAUUCUCGACGUCGAAAAGCACAAUCAACAACGAAAAUACAUGGAUCGUGUUCUUUCACAUGAGGCGAUGAAAGGUGCAUUGAUGAUCUACUUCUAUCGUGAGAUGCCUCGUUUCUCUCAACCAUAUCAGAUUCUCACUUAUCUCAUGGACAUCGAUUCACUCUUCACAAAAUGGCGUUAUAAUCACGUGAUGCUGGUGCAACGAAUGCUGGGCAGUAAACAGGGCACUGGCGGCUCGUCGGGUUUUCUCUAUCUUCGUUCCACAGUCAGUGACAAGUACAAAGUAUUCCUCGAUUUGUUCAAUUUGAGCACGUGGCUCAUCCCCCGGCAAUAUAUCCCGCAACUAUCGCCUCGAAUGGUGAAAACUCUAUCAGAGCACUCAAAUCAUUUGAGUGGCGGAGGGUCGGCCACCGAAGGAUCGGAAGAUGAAGAGGCAUGCUCGAUCGUGAGGACU